Molecule: messenger RNA, 1526 nt
Organism: Populus nigra (black poplar)
Lineage: Eukaryota; Viridiplantae; Streptophyta; Magnoliopsida; Malpighiales; Salicaceae
Product: fasciclin-like arabinogalactan protein 21
Exons: 1
Coding region: 1-1329 (442 amino acids)
Source: RefSeq, a predicted model, not a curated record
AUGGAGUCUUCUCCGAAACUCUCUAUUCUCUUAAUUCUCUCGCUCUCCAUAAUCAUCUCCUCCACUUCCAUUGACGGCGUAGAAACCACCACUUUCGGCUCAAAUCUCUCUCCGCAAUCACCUCAACCACAAAUCUCCACCUCCGAUCACUUCCACGACCAUUCGUUCUCCUCACACACAAAUCUCCUCGCGCCAAUCCUCUCUCACCUAGGAUUCACUCAACUCGCAAUGGCGGUUCCAUCUCUCCCCGCUGAUUCCACCACCACGGCCUGGUCAGGUCCUUCCACUCUUUUCGCUCCUUCCGAUUCCUCUCUCCGUACCUGCUUCUCUUGCUCUAUCCCUGACCUCCUCCACGAACACAUCGUACCCGGUCUCUUCUCCAUCGAUUACCUCCGUAAACUCGCUUUCGGUACCAAAAUCGAAACGCUAAGUGCUGGCCGUUGUAUAACCGUCACUUCCACUUCACUAAAAAACGUCUCCGCCACUCCUUCCACCGUCAAGGUCUUCAUAGGAGGCGUAGAGAUCACGCAUCCUGAUCUCUUCAACAACGGUGUCUUAAUCAUUCAUGGCAUCCAAGGCUAUAUUGCACCACUCUCUCCAUUCUCUUGCGAUUUUGAGAGAUUGAGCUCUCUUUCUUUUCCGUUUCAAGAGGGCGUGACUCCUCACGUGACCUCAACUACUCAUCAACAGGGUAUCGGUACUCUGGUGCAGCCUGCUAUAAUGCGUCUGAUGUUACGUGAUGCAAUGCUUAGGUUGCGUAGUAAUGGAUUCACGAUUCUCUCUCUUGCAAUGAGAGUGAAGUACCCUGAGCUAACGAAUCUGGUUAAUAUGACUGUGUUUGCUCUUGAUGAUGUGUCGAUCUUCUCUGGAUCGCAUGGGUAUAUUAGCAGCGUGAGAUUCCAUAUUGUGCCUAAUCAUUACUUGAGCACUGCUGAUUUAGAGAGGCUUCCUGUGGGGGCUACUUUGCCUACGCUAGAGAGAGGUCAGGCUUUGGUGGUUACUUCUGCUGGUGGAUUGACUGGAUUCAAUACCGCGGUGCCGAUGAGGAUCAACUAUGUGAGAGUUAAGGUGCCUGAUGUGAUGAGGAACUUGAAGAUAGUUGUUCAUGCUGUUUACUUGCCUUUCCCAAGGAUUCAUCCCACUUCUGCUGCUGCUUUUGAUGAGAUGAUGGGCAUUGGUGGUGAAGGACAGAAUAUAGUGGCAGCGGAAGCUGGUGCUUGUUCUGCGGUUUUUGAGGAGGACGGUAGCUGUGGGAUGGUGCCUCCUAUGCCAGCUCAGGUCAAGCCAUCUGUGGUGGUGCGGAGUGAUGAAGAUCACCAUGGCCUGUAGAUGUUUGUUAUGAUGGUGACGUGUCCUAUUUGGAUUGGUAGUUUUUGUUGCCCACUGUUAGUCAAUAGGCAGUCAGUGUCUGUUUUUUAGCUGAAAGAUCUGUUUGUUUGUUUGUUUGUGUUCUCUUAGCUAUGCUUUGUAGUUAAUGGACAGUGGCCAAGCGAGACAGUCUCAUGAGUAGUAUUAUGAAAUUUGGU